CGGCCGCGUGGGCGGCGGGAUGGAGGGCGCCGGGGGGCGGGGAGCGGGCGUGCGCGUGUGUGCGAGGAGCGAGCGGGGAGGCCGGGCCCGGGUGUAACCGGAGCUACAAAGGAGGCGAGCCCGCCAGGGGGAGGGAGGGCGGAGCGCGGCGCCGGGGGCAUCUCCGCCACCCGCCCCGGGAAGAGGCCCCAGGUCCUCGCCCCGGGCCCGCAGCCCCGGCAUGAUGAAGAAGAACAAUUCCUCCAAGAGGGGGCCUCAGGAUGGAAAUCACCAGUCUGCGCUGCCCGAGAAGGUCGGCUGGGUCCGGAAAUUCUGCGGGAAAGGCAUUUUCAGGGAGAUUUGGAAAAACCGCUACGUGGUGCUGCGAGGGGACCAGCUCUACAUCUCCGAGAAGGAGGUGAAAGAUGAGAAAAACAUCCAAGAGGUGUUUGACCUGAGUGACUAUGAGAAGUGUGAAGAGCUCCGGAAAUCCAAGAGCAGGAGCAAGAAAAACCAUAGCAAGUUCACGCUUGCCCACUGCAAGCAGCCCGGGAACACGGCACCCAACCUGAUCUUCCUGGCGGUGAGUCCAGAAGAGAAGGAAUCGUGGAUCAACGCCCUCAGCUCUGCCAUCACCCGGGCCAAGAACCGCAUCCUGGACGAGGUCACAGUGGAAGAGGACAGCUACCUCGCCCACCCGACUCGAGACAGGGCGAAGAUCCAACACUCCCGCCGCCCACCCACGCGGGGACACCUAAUGGCCGUGGCUUCGACCUCUACCUCAGACGGGAUGCUGACCUUGGACCUGAUCCAGGAGGAAGACCCCUCCCCUGAGGAGCCCACCUCCUGUGCUGAGAGCUUCCGGGUGGACCUGGACAAGUCAGUGGCCCAGCUCGCGGGCAGCCGGCGGAGAGCGGACUCGGACCGAAUCCAGCCCUCGGACCGGGCGAGCGGCCUCCCGCGGCCUUGGGAAAAGCCAAGCAAGGGGGCCACCUACACCCCCCAGGCCCCUAAGAAGCUGACCCCCGCCGAGAAAGGCCGCUGUGCCUCCUUGGAGGAGAUCCUGUCUCAGCGGGACACUGCCCCGGCCUGCACCCUCCACCUGCGGGCCGAGGAGCCCCCCGCCCGCACCCCCCCGCACCCGGGGCAGCUGUCCCGGAUCCAGGACCUGGUAGCGAGGAAACUGGAGAAGACUCAGGAGCUGCUGGCGGAGGUUCAGGGACUGGGAGAUGGGAAGCGAAAGGCCAAGGACCCCCCUCGGUCUCCUCCCGACUCCGAGUCGGAGCAGCUGCUGCUGAAGACGGAGCGGCUGCUGGGAGAGGCGUCUUCGAAUUGGAGCCAGGCCAAGAGGGUGCUGCAGGAGGUCCGGGAGCUGAGGGACCUCUACCGACAGAUGGACCUGCAGACCCCCGACUCCCACCUCCGACAGACGGCCCAGCACAGUCAGUACCGGAAGAGCCUCAUGUGAAGGACGGGGAACCUGGGAGGGCGAGGGCACAGACUCUGAUCUCCAGGUGAUGCAAGAUAAAGCUUUUUUAUUUACCUCAGUUAAAAAAAAGAAAACAAAAACACAA
Pipistrellus kuhlii (Kuhl's pipistrelle) is the source of this 1553-nucleotide messenger RNA. RefSeq names its product pleckstrin homology domain containing O1 (gene PLEKHO1). Gene Ontology annotation, cellular component: ruffle membrane; muscle cell projection membrane. NCBI's taxonomy places the organism in Eukaryota, Metazoa, Chordata, Mammalia, Chiroptera, Vespertilionidae. The coding region runs from base 221 to 1447 and encodes 408 amino acids. The transcript has 6 exons. The record is from RefSeq and is a predicted model, not a curated record. Gene Ontology annotation, biological process: regulation of myoblast fusion.